AUUUUCAGACUGACGCUUUCCACUUCUGAUUUGUGAUUUGCAUACAAGUUCUACUUCCUGCUGCAGAGCCUGUUCUGCAACUUACCUGAGAGAAAGAGAAAGAGAAAGGGGAGCAUAAAGGAAGAAAAAAAAAACAAAGAUCCACAGGAAAAGAGUGUGCAGGAGAAAGCCCAACAGUUGCUCUCUACCCUUGGUCAGUCCAGCCUGUGUCCCUGCUAGCCCCAAGCAAACAGUUUAGCAAACAGUUAGUUUGGCAAACAGCUCACAGUGCUUCAGCUGCUUCGCUUUACAGAUUUGGAUCAGGACUGUCUUUUGUUGGAAAAUCCUGGCACCAAAUUAAGAAAGUUGAUUCAUAUUUCCACAGUCUUCACAAAAACUCGAAAUGGCCUCCACUGCAGGCACUGUGAUGAGUCGAAGCAUACCAGUUGAAGUUGAUGAAUCUGCAUUCUGGUCCCCAUUUCCAGAACAUUCACUAGAAGAGGCUUUGAAACCUUCUGUUGAAAAUAUGGAGAAUUUGGUACCUUUAGGACCAUAUCCUACUCAAAUGUCUCAAAAUUCCUUGGCUGAUCAGUCACAUUUAUGUAAAUCUUCAGAGCUUGCAAACGAUCAUCAGCCUGUACCACACAACAUAGCAAGGGAGGAUUAUGACAGUAGUCUUUGGGUAAGAUAUCAGGAUUCUGGAAAAGAUGUGCCUUCCUGUGCUUCCACUGAAUCAGAGGCUGGGAUGCUCCCACCUCAGUCUCAUCUUUUAGCUAUGGAGAAAACAAAUAAGCUAUUGAGAUCUCAGCUUUCAAUUGAUUCUCCUGAUACUGGACACGACUCUAGUAAAUCAAACAAAAGUUUUUCUGAUGUUUCACAGAAUUCAUUUGAUGAUAAAAGCCAAGAGAAUUUACAGUCACAUCAGCCAUCCAACAACAGAGCACCAUUCGACCUGCCAACUGUAGACACUGGAUAUGAUUCUCAGCUUUGGGAUGUCAUGGGCAUCAGGCAGUUAGAACCUCCGUUACCACUUACAUCUGUGUUUAACCCCCAGGACCUUCCAGGACCAUUAAUAUCCAGAGAGUUUCUCAGAAUUGAACCUCAGCAGUAUCCUGUAUACCAACAAAUGCUACACAGUAAUUUUUCUCCACAAGCUCACUGGAACCUCAGAUACCAUUGUCCAGUUGAUCCACACCACCAAAAUCCAUAUGGUAGGACUCCCUUCCAACAUUUUGCACAACCCUCGCAACCACUGCCUUCUGUUCCUGGACCUUGCAUGAGAGUCAUCCAUCCUUCCCAGCAAGUAAUCCAUAACUAUUCAAAUCCUCAUGCUCCUAAAUGCAAUGGAGAAAGAGUUCCACAAAGAGAAUGCUCCUCUCCAGUACGCCCACGAUUUCCACACCAGCUACCCAAUGGAGGGCUGCCACCCAUGGCAUGUGCCCAAGAUGACGCUUAUCGGUGUACUUCUGACUUCGUAGCUCAGGUUAACAAUUUUCUGCCCCCAGCUGCUGUCCCAAGACCUUUUAGUAACCCUGCAGCCAGGGGAACUCUGAGAACAAGCAAUCUGCCAGAAGAGUUGCGUAAAGUUUUUAUAACCUAUUCAGUGGAUGCAGCUAUGGAGGUUAUGAAAUUUGUGAACUUUCUGCUUGUAAAUGGAUUUCAAACUGCAAUUGAUAUAUUUGAGGACACAGUACGAGGCAUUGACAUCAUUAAGUGGAUGGAACGCUACUUAGGUGAUAAGAUGGUGAUGAUAAUCAUAGCAAUCAGUCCAAAAUACAAACAGGAUGUUGAAGGGGCUGAAUCCCAGCUGGACAGGGAUGAGCAUGGCUUACAUACUAAAUACAUCCACAGGAUGAUGCAGAUUGAGUUUAUCCAACAAGGAAGCAUGAACUUUAGAUUCAUUCCUGUGCUCUUCCCAAAUGCUAAAAAGGAACAUGUGCCUACCUGGCUUCAGAACACUCACAUUUAUAGCUGGCCAAAAAAUAAGAACAACAUCUUAUUGCGGUUACUGAGAGAAGAGGAAUAUGUUGCUCCUCCAGUAGGACCUUUGCCAACACUCCAGGUUGUGCCAUUAUGAACAUUUUUACAGAAAGUGCAUGACAAGCAAUUGUUAAAGGGCAAUGUUGGCAGGGAGCCAGGACUCUUCCAGGUGGCCCUUUCUGGUGAUGGAAGAUUCUCUUUCUGUUAAAGGAAUUGUCUUGGGUAAUUCAGACUCAGCUCCCUCACUUCUCUACUGUAUCAAACAUCUCUUUCUGAAGCUGAGCAGGAAUAAUCCCUUUCUUGAUUCUUAAACACAUCGCAAACGGAAAAAAUGUCCAAUUUUAUUUUUAUUGAUGUUUCUAAUAUUCCUUUGCUAGUCUACCACACAGCACGUAAUUACUGUAAAUGAUGUUGCAAUUAGUGUAAAACAAUUCCGCCUUCCUGUUUGCUGAGGAUUUCUUUUGUUGUUAUCCAGAUGUUCUUGCAUCUUACAGUGUUACAAACAAUAGUAUAGACAAUAAAAUAUAUUUGCUUUUUGUAAAA
Dermochelys coriacea (leatherback sea turtle) is the source of this 2502-nucleotide messenger RNA. RefSeq names its product TRAF3 interacting protein 2 (gene TRAF3IP2). The coding region runs from base 383 to 2056 and encodes 557 amino acids. NCBI's taxonomy places the organism in Eukaryota, Metazoa, Chordata, Testudines, Dermochelyidae. Gene Ontology annotation, biological process: humoral immune response; positive regulation of canonical NF-kappaB signal transduction. The record is from RefSeq and is a predicted model, not a curated record. The transcript is spliced from 11 exons.